GUCCAUGGUAAUGGUGGUGUCACAAUUACACUAUGCCACUUCUGACUUCACUCUAGUUUCCUACUUUGAAGAUUUCUCUAACUUGAACGGUUGAACCAACGAAUAAAGUAUAGUGUACUAAAAAGAGAUUAAAGAUGCGACUUCAUAAAGUUUACCAUCGUCUUUCUUCUCUUCCCUUCACCAUUCAUAACAAUUAUCAUCUUUCUUCUUCUUGUCAUCGUUUUACUCUUUCUCCACCUUCAUUCCUCUCCUUUUCUCCCUUCAAAUUUUCAUUAAAGUCAACUUCCCACAAUUCUAGGACUGUUUCUGGGAAGCCUUUGGGCUCUACAAUGAGUAGACUUCAAGCAGUUUCUGGGGAAAAUGUUUCUGUUGGUGGUUUUAAUGGGUCUGCUUCUGUAUCCGAUUAUGAAGAUGAUUUGGCUACUAGUGUUGGAUAUCAACUACCUCCACCUGAGAUAAGAGACAUUGUUGAUGCGCCUCCAUUGCCCGCAUUGUCGAUUUCACCCCAUAGGGAUAAAGUUUUAUUUCUAAAGCGAAGAUCUUUAACUCCUCUUAUAGAUCUUGCUAGACCAGAAGAAAAGCUUGCAGGUGUUCGAAUUGAUGGAAAAAGCAAUUCACGAAGUCGAAUGUCAUUUUACACAGGGAUUGCUAUCCAUCAAUUGACAAGUGAUGGUACUCUUGGUCCAGAAAAAGAGGUACAUGGCUUACCUGUUGGUGCAAGGAUCAAUUUUGUUACCUGGUCCAAUGAUGGUCAGCAUUUAGCGUUUAGUGUCCGGGUUGAUGAGGAUUAUGGUGGCAUCGGCAAGCUUCAGUUAUGGGUUGCCAAUGUAGAAAGUGGACAAGCAAAACCUUUGUUUAACUCGGAAGAUAUCUAUGUAAAUGCUGUGUUCGACAACUUUGUUUGGGUGGAUGACUCUACUUUAUUGGUUUGUACCAUUCCAUCAUCUCGUGGAGAUCCACCGAUGAAGCCUCUAGUCCCACCAGGUCCUAAGAUUCAAUCGAAUGAGCAAAAGAAUACUAUACAACUUAGAACCUUUCAGGAUCUACUAAAGGAUGAAUAUGAUGAAGAUCUGUUUGAUUAUUACGCAACUUCACAACUCGUGAUGGUCUUUUUGAAUGGAACCGUGAAACUCUUUGGGCCACCAGCUGUGUACACAUCAUUGGACCCAUCACCGGAUCAAAAAUACAUAAUGAUAAGUUCGAUCCACCGGCCAUACUCUUACAUAGUACCUUGUGGAAGAUUUCCGAAGAAGGUUGAAGUAUGGACGGCUGAGGGAAAGCUUGUGAGACAACUCUGUGAUUUGCCUUUGGCAGAGGAUAUUCCUAUUGCUCAUAAUAGUGUGCGGAAAGGGAUGCGUUCGAUCAAUUGGAGAGCUGAUAGACCUUCAGAUAUUUACUGGGUGGAGACACAAGAUGGAGGUGAUGCAAAGGUGGAAGCUUCCCCUCGAGAUAUCAUUUAUACGCAAUCUGCUGAAUCAAGUGAAGGCGAAGAACCCACCAUCUUACAUAAACUUGAUCUUCGAUAUGGGGGAAUAUCCUGGUGUGAUGAUUCUCUAGCUCUAGUGUACGAGUCUUGGUAUAAAACGCGGCGAUUAAAAACUUGGGUGAUAUCUCCUGGGAGAGAAGAUGUCGGUCCACGUAUAUUAUUUGAUAGGUCCUUUGAAGAUGUAUAUUCUGAUCCUGGUUCUCCCAUGUCACGAAGAACUCCAGAUGGAACAUAUGUCAUUGCAAAGAUUCGGAAGGAAGAAGAUGAUACAACUUAUUUAUUGCUGAAUGGUAAUGGUGCUACACCUGAAGGAAACAUACCUUUUCUCGAUUUGCUGGACAUUAAUACAGGCAACAAAGAAAGAAUAUGGCAGAGUGACAAGAAAAAGUAUUAUGAGACGGUGGUUGCCUUGAUGUCCGAUCAAAUUGAAGGGGAUAUAUUUCUUAACCAAUUGAGAAUACUUACUUCAAAGGAAUCAAAAACCGAGAACACCCAGUAUUUCGUGCAAAGUUGGCCGGAUAAGAGGCCGUUCCAAAUUACGAACUUCCCGCACCCUUAUCCUCAACUAGCUUCGUUACAUAAAGAAAUGAUCAAGUACCAACGUAGUGACGGGGUGCAGCUUACUGCUACAUUAUACUUGCCCCCGGGGUAUGACUCCUCUAAAGAUGGACCUCUUCCAUGUCUCGUCUGGUCAUAUCCCGGAGAAUUUAAAAGUAAAGAUGCCGCUGGGCAAGUUCGCGGUUCUCCCAACGAGUUUGCUAGCAUAGGUCCCACCUCGCCCCUUCUCUGGUUGGCUAGAAGGUUUGCUGUUUUGUCGGGACCUACCAUUCCUAUCAUUGGCGAGGGUGAUGAAGAAGCUAAUGACCGGUAUGUAGAACAACUCAUUGCUAGUGCCGAGGCUGCUGUGCAAGAAGUUAUCCGACGAGGGGUUGCUCAUCCGGACAAGAUAGCUGUUGGAGGUCACUCUUAUGGAGCAUUCAUGACUGCAAACCUUUUGGCACAUGCUUCUCAUCUUUUCUGCUGUGGAAUUGCUCGAUCCGGAGCAUAUAAUCGAACUCUAACACCAUUUGGAUUUCAGAAUGAGGAUAGAACACUUUGGGAGGCGACAAACACUUAUAUAGAAAUGAGCCCUUUUAUGUCGGCUAGUAAGAUCAAGAGGCCCAUUUUGCUUGUUCAUGGAGAACAAGAUAACAACUCAGGAACAUUGACAAUGCAGUCGGAACGAUUCUACACCGCUUUGAAGGGUCAUGGAGCCCUUUGCCGAUUAGUAAUUCUUCCUUAUGAGAGUCAUGGGUAUUCGGCUAGAGAGAGCAUCAUGCAUCUUCUUUGGGAGACAGACCGGUGGCUGCAAAAGCAUUGCGUUUCAAAUACCUCUAAAAUUAAUGCAGAUGCUACCUCCCUUAAGAAAGACGAGGGCGAAGGAAAUCCCGAUAACAAAGUGAUAUCUGCAACCGGUAGUGGUGUUGCCGAAAUGGAGGAACCAACGGAUGGAGGUUGUUCUUUUCCAAGGUCUUCGUUAUGAAUGCAUUUGGCGCACCUACACGAACUCGCGUGUUUGAGCAUGUCGAGAACUCCCUGGCGAGAAGAACAUGUGCGCGUUGACGAUUCAAAACAAUGGUCCAGCAUAGGUUCCGUGAAAGAUGAUCUCCGGCAUUAUUUCACUUUGCUACAUUUGCUUUGCUGGGUCAAGGUUGUCCUUGGCACUGACUCGACAUUCUUGAAGAGAAAUAAAAAUUUAAGUACAUGACAUUGUUUUUAUUGAGGUGUGAUUUAUUGGUCAAAAGUGCAAACUAAAAUAUAUUGUUUAUUGGGUUUACUAUUAGGUUGUAAAAUGCCACAAUGAUAUUUGAACGUUUAUGAUAAGAUUAUAUGAAUUUGUUGUACGAAUAUCGACAUUUUUAUACUUUUGUGUCCCCGAUGAUUUUGCUUUAUUUUACAAUUUAUAUUAUUUACUCUUCCGUUUCUUUUCAAAUGUCAUAUUUGCUUUUUGAGUGCUAUUUUGCAAUUAUUCUUAAUUUGUAAAUUUCUUCUUAAUCUAUAUCUAUAAAUUAAUACAUAGUCAAAUGGAAUGUUGUUUGAUUCAUCUCAACAUAAGGUGUAUUAAUGUCUAUUUUUUAUAAUUUUUAAUUAUGCACAAUUAGAGAUAUUAAAGAUUAAAUUAGUGCAUUAGUAAACGUGUAAAUUGCAAAUAGAACAUUUAAAAAGCAAAGAAAGAAGCAGAUUACGUAAGAAGAGAGAUUGAUUUUGUGGUUAUGAUAAGUUGAGAUAAUAUGGUCAAUGAUCAAUGAUCUAUAUACAUUCAACAAUAUUUCAAAUAAGAUUAGUGUCUGCUCAUGCAAAUGAUCAAAUCCCAUCUUGUACAGUCGAUAAGAAAUAGAAAAGAAAAGAAAAUUGCGUCCUUUGGCUCGAUCCAGAGCUGCAUCGUCCAGAAGGUACAAACAACCUCAUCAAGGACAACGGAAACCUGCAUCGC
This is a messenger RNA of Amaranthus tricolor (Joseph's coat), 3959 nucleotides long. RefSeq names its product probable glutamyl endopeptidase, chloroplastic. The coding region runs from base 135 to 3008 and encodes 957 amino acids. Gene Ontology annotation, molecular function: serine-type endopeptidase activity. The transcript is spliced from 15 exons. Lineage: Eukaryota; Viridiplantae; Streptophyta; Magnoliopsida; Caryophyllales; Amaranthaceae. The record is from RefSeq and is a predicted model, not a curated record. Gene Ontology annotation, biological process: proteolysis.